This is a messenger RNA of Phalaenopsis equestris, 683 nucleotides long. RefSeq lists its product as uncharacterized. NCBI's taxonomy places the organism in Eukaryota, Viridiplantae, Streptophyta, Magnoliopsida, Asparagales, Orchidaceae. The record is from RefSeq and is a predicted model, not a curated record.
CGCCUGAUUUGGAGCGCGAAGAGACGUGGGAGCGCCGUAAGGAUCUCCACCGUUUGCGACGCAGCAGCCGCGUCGUGAGAAGCGUCACCGAAGACGAUUUUGACGAGCUCCGUGGAUGUAUCGAUCUCGGGAUCGUGUCCGGUGAUGGAUCGCUUGAAAGCGGCGAUUGUUCUAAGAUCGCCAAGAUUCUGCCAGCACUCGAUCUGUAUCUCGCCGUCCAGCGAGGAUUGAACGGUUCGGUUUCUACCGGCAGGUCUACGCCGUCGGAAUUUUCUUCAUCUGUUGAAUCUCCCGACGAACCUCACCUUUCGAUGUUCUUCUCAGGAAGCACUCCGUCGGAAGUUAAGGGAAAUUUGAAGCAGUGGGCUCAGGUGGUGGCUUGCUCGCUGAACCAGAGUUGCGGAGUCCGGCGAUACCCAGGCGGAUGAGUUGGAGGCCUCCUACUCUUCUUAUUCUUCUCAUUUUUUUGAUUUAGAAAAACAAAAAUCCAGACUUUGACAUUCCUGUGAUCAUUGAUUUAUGUAUUUUCGUUGAACGAUGGAUUUGAAUUGUACUUUUGUAAUAUGCGGUGGAUCAUAGGACGAUUCUUUAUUAGUUGGUUUAGUUUGAACCGCUUAAAACCGUUGCAGUGCAUUUUCUGUUGAUUUUAGCAUCUAUUAAAAUUGUUGAUGUUUAUAAUGUAA